Molecule: messenger RNA, 1971 nt
Organism: Tetrahymena thermophila SB210
Lineage: Eukaryota; Ciliophora; Oligohymenophorea; Hymenostomatida; Tetrahymenidae
Product: leishmanolysin family protein
Exons: 3
Source: RefSeq, a predicted model, not a curated record
AUGACUGCUUCUGCUCUUACAGAAGGUUUGAAUUUGACUUUUUUCACAAUAGCUCUUCUAAAAGAUACUGGAUAUUGGGAUGAUGUUAAUGAAAAUUUAACUGAUCCUAUUUAUUGGGGAAGAGGUAAAGGUUGUGAUUUCUUUGAAAAAGCUUGUUAAAGUACUACUCAGUAUGAAGAAUUUGCAACUCCUGAUUAAUCAGCUUGUUCUUUUUGGGGUGAUGGGCAAGGAAAAGGUUCAAGUUCUGAUUCUUUUGGUGAUACUUGUAGUGUUAUUCAAAUUUUCAGUAAUCGUUUAUGCAGCGAUAUAGCCAAUUAAAGCUACUAAAAUAAACCUGCUUCAUUUAACGCUGACACUUCCAAUGAUUUUUCAUAUAAUUCGAAAUGUUUUGUUUCUAAUGUUUAUAGUCCUAAUUCUUAAUAUUAAUACAAAAAUGAAAAUUUGAGAUGCCAUUUUUAUUAAUGUACUCCUGACAAAACACAAUUAACUAUUUAUUUCUCUUAAAUUCCAAAUACUUAAGUUGUUUGUAGAAUUAGUGAUUAAGGUAAUUAAAUGACAGUGGUCUAUUAAGGUAAAACCUUAGGUCAAGUAACUUGUCCAUCUAAUAUAGCAAGAUUAUGCGAUGAUUAAUAGUGUGUUAAUUUUUGUACUUAUAAUGGAAUUUGUAUUCGAGGAUAGUGUUUAUGCAAUCCUGGUUUUGGAGGAGUUGAUUGCAGUCAAUAGUGUUCGGGUUUUAUUUCAUAGGAAGGAAUAUGUGUGGCUUCAUGUCCAAAUGGCACAUUUGGAAACUCUGAUAAUGUAUGUAGACCAACUUGUCCAAAUGGAUAUUAUCCAGACUCUGGUACAGGUUUGUGCAAAUAAUGUGAUUUUUCUUGCUCAUAGUGCUCAGGUCCAAGCAAAAAUUAAUGUAAAGCAUGUCAAUUUUUAACAUAUUUAAGUAAUGGUUCAUGUGUUACAACUUGUCCAAAUGGAUAGUUUGCUGAUGAAGUAUCAAAGACGUGUUUUAACUGUCCAGAUGGAUGCUCUAGUUGUACUAGUUAUACUAAUUGCACUGGUUGUAAAUCUAAUUAUAUAAAGAGUUUAACAUCAUGCAUUAAUUCUUCAUGCACUACUCCUUGUGCUACAUGUAAAUCUGCUACUCCAACUAGUUGUCUAUCUUGUGCAUAAAAUCUUUAUCUUUAGCCAUCAUCAAAUAAAUGUGAUUCUUCUUGUCCACUAGGUUACUAUAAAAAUUCAAUAGAUAUGACUUGUACUGCUUGUCUAACUGGGUGUAAAAACUGCACUGAUGCUAAAACCUGUAUUUAAUGUGACAGUUCUAAUGGUUACAGGCUAUACGGUAGCUCGUGUACUAUUUGUACAAAGCCUUGCGCCACUUGUUCUUCUAUAAAUCCUAGUUCUUGUUUAUCUUGCGAAAAUAGUUUGUACCUCUAAAAUAAUUAAUGUGUUGCAACAUGUUCAAAAGGAUAUUUUAAUGGCCCAAAUUACACUUGCUCUCCAUGCCUUAAAGGAUGCGAUGAAUGUUCUGAUGGAAAUUCUUGUAAAACUUGCAAUUCUUAAUAUAAACCUUUCACAUAUAAAAAUUAGCAAGUUUGCAUGAAUUCCUAAUCUUGCUUUUCUCCCUGCUCUACUUGUAUUGGUUCUUUCUAACCUGCAACAUGUGCAUCAUGUAAUCCAAAUUUUUAUCUAUAAGGUACAAGCUGCGUAGCUAAAUGUAAUUAAGGAUAUUAUGGUAAUAAAUCAAAUUAAACAUGUACCUAAUGUCCAACAAAUUGUUCAAAUUGUUCCGAUCCCUCAACAUGCUUAUCUUGUUCAAAUAACUAUUUUCUUUCUGAAAAAAGCUGCGUAUUAGCAUGCCCUAGAGGAUAAAAUGGAAAUAGCAAUAAAAUUUGUGUUUCAGUAGAUGCUAAAACGUUUGCAAACACAAAUUAUUUUACCAUAAUACUUAUAUUUUUAUUGAUAGUUUUAUUUUGA